AUGUCAUUUGUUGGGGUGAUAGACUCAGAGAAGAACAAAGUCAUAUGGUCGAAGGCAAUUCUGUCAUUAGCUGCUAUAUCUGAUCACAUUAAAUUCAUCGUUUGUCCUGAUUCAUUAUCUAUCUCAGCUGUGAAUAAUGCAAAAACAUCUCAUGCAGAAAUCGUCUUCAAGAAGACAUUCUUUUACGAUUACUCGGUAGAUUUUUCAAACAUACUACCAGAGGGGUUUGAUAAUGAUCUUGGAGAAGAUAUAGAUGCCGAGAUUGAUGGUUCUAAGCUGUCAUAUUCGUUCGUAGUUAACUCAAAGCAUUUGGGUAUACUUUUUAAGAACCUCGAUGCGGUUGAUAUUGAUUAUAUAUGCUUCAAAAUACAUUGGUCGAGAGAAGCACAGAUAAACAUGAAAUAUAAAUUGUUGAUAGAAAUAAAGACCAAAAAGCUAAUCAUUAAGAAAUAUCAAACGAGUUACCAGCCGGUGCUUAAGAAUCAGUUAACCGUUUCAUCGGUGUACAAACGAGAGUUAUACGACCAGCAGUACAAGGAAGGAAGUGGAGCGAUAGACGAAUGUAAUAGGGUUAACUAUAUAAUGAUUGAACAAAUCAUACCCAAACAAUUCUUGGACAUGAUUCCGGCAUCUACUGAGGAUUUCAAAAUUGAAAUCAAAAAUGAAAAGAUUCUGUUGAGUGGAUAUACUAAGCAGAUCCAAAAGGACAGGGAGUACUUAAAGCAGCAGAUGUCAGUCACAAUAGCCUUAACUCUAGAGGAAUUGUUAAAUACAAAUCUCACAGCCGAAGCCAAUAUCGACCAAGCAAGGAAAUGCAUAAAUUUCAGGUUGAGAGAUUUCAGAAAUUUUAUAAACCUAAUUACAUCAAUCAACAUCCCUACGAAUGCGGAGUCUAAUCCCGACGAAUACCUUAACCUAAAUAACAUGAUUUCAAUGUCAAAUGAGGAUUAUUUCGAAAUCUUUUUCAAGAAUCCCGGGGACCCUAUUUUGUUUGAAUUGCAAAACAAUCCCCACAUUUUGAUACAAUACGUCCAGAUAACUAAUGAUGACGAAUAUGAUUUACCAGAGAAUUCUAAAGUCAAUGUGAAUGGAGCCAAGAACCCCCCAAGCAAUCUAGUUCUACAUCCACAUGUUAUCCACAAGAUUUCAUUACACCCUGACGAAGAAAAGAUUCCUAUAGAUGCAAAGUUCUCAACCAGCAGUAAAAUUCCAAAAACGAAGCUCUCUAUUCCUCAGCAAGUGGGAAAACUACAAUCUAAUACCGACAAUAGUCUACAUACCAAUGAAUUAUUUGUACCAGAAACGGAGAGUCAAACCGCUGCAUUUGAUUAUUCGUCUAAUUAUGAGAAUGAAGAUAUGAUAACAUAUGGUAAGAGAAUGUCACAAACCGAAAAAGAAACAUACAAAAAGCAAAAGACAGAAGAGGGUAACGGUAUUGGGAUGCUUAAUAUAGAUAUGGAUACAUUGAAUAAUAUGAUCGACAAUAAAGAAAAGGCACAACCCGAUAAAAGAAUAAUAAUUAACGAAGAUACUGAUUAUGAAUCGGACGAGAAUGAAGCAGUAACUUUAGGCCCCACACAAGGGGCAGAUCGUCCAAGAUCUAUAUUUGACUGA
Debaryomyces hansenii CBS767 is the source of this 1614-nucleotide messenger RNA. RefSeq names its product Ddc1p (gene DDC1). Gene Ontology annotation, biological process: cellular response to ionizing radiation; mitotic intra-S DNA damage checkpoint signaling; DNA repair. The coding region runs from base 1 to 1614 and encodes 537 amino acids. The transcript has a single exon. Gene Ontology annotation, cellular component: checkpoint clamp complex. Lineage: Eukaryota; Fungi; Ascomycota; Pichiomycetes; Serinales; Debaryomycetaceae. The record is from RefSeq and is a predicted model, not a curated record.